AAAAGGAUUCAAUAUUUUGCGCUAGUAAGCUAGAAUAGAUAAUAAAAGAUUUAGCCUCUUAUUCAAAGAUACUUUGCAUUGAAAUAGCAAUAAAAAUGCAAUGUCGAGUUUGCAUGCAAACAAAUUGUCAUAUCCUACUUGAUAUGAGCAUUGCAUGCACAGAUGAUGGUAAAUCCCUUUUCGACUACUACAAUGAAUGCACACAGCUACAGGCAUCAGUCAAUGAUAACUUUCCGAAUACGCUUUGUAAAGCUUGUACACAAAAACUCCAAAUUGCUUAUAACUUUAGAAAAUGUGCCCUACAGUCGCACGAAGAAUUUAAGAAAUUUCUAACUUCGCAAAUAGAAACGGAAUCAGCUGAGGAAUUUUCGGCUUUUAAGAAAAUGGAGAAGACUAAGGACGAUCCAUUAGAAAUGGAGUUUAAACAAGCUUUGAAGGCUUUAAAAAAACCUGAUUUUGAAUAUCCUGGGCAUAUAAAGCAAUAUUCCACACAAUAUUUCGAGGAACCACCAGAGGAAAUGAAAAGAAACUGGAAAGCAGAUGGGACAAUAAAUACGGAAAAUGAGAAUGACCAGGUUAUUGAGUUCUUAAGCGAAAUAUCAAGUGAUGAUCAAUCACAAAUUGUAAUGGCACAAAGAUCUGGAAACGAAGAUUCUGAAGAGGAAAGUGAAACUGACACAAAGCAACAUGAAUCUGAUUUACCGAUGCAGUGGGACGCCUGCAAUGAGAAACCUUUAACGUCCCGAAAUGAGCUUGACAAUUUUCAAAGUAACCACAAAUCUCAUAAGUAUUUUCCAUCAACUUCUUAUAAAUGUAAAUAUUGUAGAAACAUCUAUUCAUCUGAUUUUGAAUUGGAAAACCAUGUGAAAAAGCACAGUAAAACACAUACAAAUCAGAAGUAUAACUCUCUUAUUGUCAAGCAAUUGCCAGAAAAAGAAAGUGACAACAAAACGCCUACGGAAUCUGCAGCUGGUUAUGUACAAAAAAAGAGCGAAGAGUCUAAGCUACAUAAAAGGAAAGACACGAAAUGUGCACUAUAUCAAAAAGUAGCUACUGAGAAUAAUUUACAUAAAAAACAAUUUCCGGAUGAUAAUCAAGACCAACAGAAAUCAUCUGCAAUGUACGUAGAUAAAAGAACAGAUAGUUCCAAAUUAAAAGAAGAGAAGAAGCACUUGUGUUCAUUUUGCCCCCGAGUAUUAUCUACUAGGCUUGCUCUAAAUGCACAUGAAAAAAAACAACAUUUAAAUAUACAAACAGACCUUAAGGAAUGCCCAACUUGUCAGAAAAAAUUUAGUUCGGAUUAUUUAAAGAAACAUAUCCAAGUUGUGCAUAUUGGAGAGCGUAAAUUUACAUGUGAUAUUUGCGGUGAUUCAUAUAAAAGCCAUCCUCAACUUAGUCGACACAAGCUGUUGCACAAGAAGGAGCGUAAUUUGGCAUGCACUGUGUGUGAUAAAAGGUUUACGGAAACGUCUCAUUUCAAAGUACAUAUGCGAAUUCAUACAGGGGAAUUGCCAUUCGCCUGUCAAUUUUGUGACCGUCGGUUUAGAAUUAAAGUGCACCUCACCUACCAUUUGCAACAUCAUGCGAACAUCAAGCAAAAAUGUAAUGUGUGUGGUAAGGAGUUCAAAAACAUUAAAUCGUUACGAGACCACUCAUACGUGCAUACUGGUGUAAUGCCAUAUACUUGUCUUAUUUGCGGUUACGGCAGCCCGAAACGUGAAUAUUUUACGAAACAUAUGCUGCGUAAACACGACACAACUAUGACUGCUGAUGAGUUAUUUGCGAUGUUCAAAGCAAAUACUGGCCGAUCUCCUCACGUAAAACUAGCUGAGGAAUUAGAUAUAAUGUAUAAGAACGUGCAACAGUCUACCUAAUAUGGAUAAGUGUUAAGAGAAAUCAUUGUUGAAUGUUGUAUGGUUUUAAUAGCUUUCCAACAUUGUCUGGUAAUGAUUUGUAGUUAGAAGGCAACAACAAAUUGCAUGAUUUUUUUUUUAAUUGUGUUGGCUUUUUAGAAGUGUCUAAUCGGCAAUGGAAUAUCCAUUUGGUCGAAUAUCCUUUUAGACCUUGUGAAGAAACUACUGCAAUUCUGCACUAGUCGAGUGAAAAUAGUCUUGAGUUGUCUUGGCGGCCGCCGUAGCCGAAUGAGGUGGUGCGUGACUACCAUUCGGAAUUCACAGAGGUUCGAAUCUCGGUGAAACACGAAAAUAAAAAAAAAAAAAAACUUUUUUCUAAUAGCGGUCGCCCCUCGGCAGGCAAUGGCAAACCUCCGAAUGUAUUUCUGCCAUGAAAAAGCUCCUCAUAAAAAUAAUUGCCGUUCGGAGUCGGCUUGAAACUGUAGGUCCCUCCAUUUGUGGAACAACAUCAAAACGCACACCACAAAUAGGAGAAGGAACUCGGCCAAACACCCAAAAAGGGUGUACGCGCCAAUUAUAUAGAUAUAUGUCCUAUUUGGGUGCACGUUGUCGUUCACAUGGGAACAGGGCAACCAUUUUUUGACUUUGGGGACUUCUCCAGGGUACGCAUAAAAACCGCCAGGAGAUUAUGAUAACUACUAUUAAUGGUAUAUCGAAUAAGGGAAUAUACUGCUAAAUAUGAAAUUUCUUUUGCAAACAAAUGCGACAGGCUUUCUCCGCUGCCUAUUUUAUUUGGUAACUUGGCAUACCCUGAAAUUACAUGAGUUUUAUCUUCAGUAAGCGUCAGC
Messenger RNA from Anastrepha ludens (Mexican fruit fly), 2701 nucleotides. Its product is annotated as zinc finger protein 28-like. Gene Ontology annotation, cellular component: nucleus. The coding region runs from base 96 to 1874 and encodes 592 amino acids. NCBI's taxonomy places the organism in Eukaryota, Metazoa, Arthropoda, Insecta, Diptera, Tephritidae. Gene Ontology annotation, biological process: regulation of transcription by RNA polymerase II. The transcript is spliced from 5 exons. Gene Ontology annotation, molecular function: RNA polymerase II transcription regulatory region sequence-specific DNA binding; DNA-binding transcription factor activity, RNA polymerase II-specific; zinc ion binding. The record is from RefSeq and is a predicted model, not a curated record.